Molecule: messenger RNA, 1643 nt
Organism: Scleropages formosus (Asian bonytongue)
Lineage: Eukaryota; Metazoa; Chordata; Actinopteri; Osteoglossiformes; Osteoglossidae
Gene: tmem196
Product: transmembrane protein 196
Exons: 3
Coding region: 1005-1643 (212 amino acids)
Source: RefSeq, a predicted model, not a curated record
CAAAAGAGGCCAUAAAUAUAUAUAAUAAUGCAGGCAUUUUGCCCUUUAUUCUCUGAUCAUGGGAAAAGGGACAGAGUGGACUGUAAAAAGCGGGGAAGUGAAUGCCUUCAUGUUUUAACUGUGACGCAAAGAGCCAUUUGUUUUAUAAAUGUGUUUUUAUAAAAAUCCUGUUCAGUCACCAGCAGCACAAGCUGCGAAACAAACGUGUGGCACUACAGAAGUGUCCUUGAUCAGGGUUCUUACUCUGAACUUACACAGCAACAGUGCCCUGCGGAAAUGGGUAAAUCAUUGUAAGGAUAACUAACCUUGGGGGGUCCCUUUGGGAAAGGUGUCAGGUAAAUGAAGAGGAAUAAUAGAGUAAAUAAAAGGUGCACGGCCUGUGGCACAGGGAGCGUAGACCCCGACAAAGGUCAGCGAAGGUGGUGACGGUUCAUGGAUCGUUAUCGAUGUCUGGCUUUAUGGAGGAGCUCGCGGCACGUUUCGGCUGAUGAUGAUGUCACCAAAUGAAAUGACAGCUGGUGGCCGCGCGAUGCUGCUUCAGCGGCUUUGGUGCGACGCGGUCCUGGAGGGUGCGCAGGAGUCACGUGGGCAGAGCGGCGCGCGCUCAAAGUGCCGAGGGAAGACGCGCCGUGUGGGCGCACAGAUCCGCCGUCCGGCCCGUGGAAGUGGACCGCGGGAGUGCGCGGAGGCAGAUUUAAGCACUCUGGACAGCGGCCGGCCGCCGCCCGGGGACACCUUGACUUGUCCAGCAGAGUCCACAGCUGGACAGCGAGACUCGCGAGACCACUUUCCCUCCGUGGACGGAGACGCGUGAUGAUGCUGCCAACUUGCAAGAAGCAGUGACUGAGUGACACUCCGCGGAUGUAUGAAGGAGGAGAUGUCCGUGACGCGUGCCGUGGAUUAAUGCGGUUCGGGCUGCGUGGGAAGCGGUGACGGGCGGCCACGUACCUUCCUUCUCCUCUCCCCUGCAUGCAGGAACUUAGGAUGCCGCAGGGAGCAUCAGCAUGUGCACCAGCCGCAAGAUCAUCUGGAGCCUGCUGCUGCUGUCGCUCGUGGAGAUCGGCCUCGGCGUGUCCAGCAUCGCGCUGGGGGCCGUGGGGGUCCGGCGCGCGCAAGCCGAGCACAAGACGCGCCAGGGAGACGCGUCGCCCGUGUGGAGCGGGUUCCUCAUCUGUGGACUCUGCGGGGUGCUCUGUGCAAAGAAAAGGACUGGACUUAUUGUAAGCAUCUCCCCCGAACGACAGCGCAAGUCUCCAUUUCGGAUCUGGACGUCCGCAGCGGGAUUUUCUGUGACUCUCUAUGAUAUUGUUUUCAGCCUGCUGCAUCUGCGGGCUCAUUGGCGGCAUCUUGAACUUCCAGUUUGUGCGGGCGCUGGUGAAGAGGUCUGGCACGUCACACUCCCUGCACCUGGCCACCAUGUGCCUGGCCUGCCUGGGCAUCAGCAGCUGCACCCUGUCCACUUGGCUCACCUGUCGUCUGGCCAGCAGCGAGCAGCAGCGGAUGUUCCUGGAGCGCGAGCAUUCGCUGCACCACUCCCACGAGAUGACAGACAAGGUAGGGACAGGGGCUCCUUUCGGACCGUUAGGGAAGAAGUUAGGCAGGUCCGCCCCACCGGUGGAUACUGGUCGAGGGAGCGCAAGUAG